AUGUAUACCAUAGCCCUGUUAGGAAACACCCUCAUAGUGACUGUAAUUUGGAUGGAUUCCACUCUACAAGAGCCCAUGUACUGCUCCCUGUAUAUUCUGGCUGCUGUGGACAUUGUUAUGGCCUCCUUGGUAGUGCCCAAGAUGGUGAGCAUUUUCUCCUUAGGAGACAGCUUCAUCAGCGUUAAUGCUUGUUUCACUCAGAUGUAUUUUGUCCAUGCAGCCACAGCUGUGGAGACAGGGCUGCUACUGGCCAUGGCUUUUGACUGCUAUGUGGCCAUCUGUAAGCCCCUACACUACAAGAGCAUUCUCACACCUCAAGUGAUACUGGGAAUGAGUGUGAUCAUCACUAUCAGAGCUAUCAUAUUCAUGACUCCACUGAGUUGGAUGGUGAGUCAUCUGCCUUUCUGUGGCUCCAAUGUGGUUCUCCAUUCCUACUGUGGGCACAUGGCUGUGGCCAAGUUGGCAUAUGCCGACCCCAUGCCCAGUAGUCUCUACAGCUUGAUUGGUUCCUCCAUUACUGUGGGUUCUGAUGUGGCCUUUAUUGCUGCCUCCUGUAACUUGAUUCUUCAGGCAGUAUUUGGUCUCUCCUCAAAGAAUGCUCAGUUGAAAGCAUUAAGCACAUGUGGCUCCCACGUGGGGGUUAUGGCUCUGUACUACCUACCUGGGAUGGCAUCCAUCUAUGUGGCCUGGCUAGGGAAGGACAUAGUGCCUUCGCACAUCCAGGUGCUGUUAGCUGACUUGUACAUGAUCAUCCCACCAACCUUAAACCCCAUCAUCUAUGGCCUGAGAACCAAACAAAUAAGGGAGUGA
Messenger RNA from Balaenoptera ricei (Rice's whale), 810 nucleotides. Its product is annotated as olfactory receptor 52I2-like. Gene Ontology annotation, cellular component: membrane. Gene Ontology annotation, molecular function: olfactory receptor activity. NCBI's taxonomy places the organism in Eukaryota, Metazoa, Chordata, Mammalia, Artiodactyla, Balaenopteridae. The record is from RefSeq and is a predicted model, not a curated record. Gene Ontology annotation, biological process: G protein-coupled receptor signaling pathway. The transcript has a single exon. The coding region runs from base 1 to 810 and encodes 269 amino acids.